UCAGGAGGAUAUCUCGUGUCUCCGCCGUCCCUGUGGCUCUUUGCAGAAGGGCACGAAGAGGCCGAAACAAGGGUGCCCGCUGUAAGCAACGAACUCAGCACUUCAUCCUUCAAACAUGCUGUCCAGACUCGUCAUUGUCUCAGCCAGCGCCCUGAAAGGCAGUGGCCCCCUUGGAGCUGGUCUGGUCCAGGCGUCUCGCUCCCUGCACACAACGUCCCAGAGUCUGGCCCCAGUGCCCCCUCUGCCAGAGAAGGGAGGCAAAGUCCGUCAUGGACUCUUCCCAGAGGAGCUUUUCCAGCUCCUGUACCCCAAAACUGGAGUCACAGGACCCUACAUGCUGGGCACUGGCCUCCUUGUCUACCUGCUUUCCAAGGAACUCUACGUCAUCAACCAUGAGACCUUUGCUGCCGCUUCAAUAGGCACCAUCAUCGUCGUGGGUGUCAAGAAAUUUGGUCCAAGUGUUGCAGCUUUUGCUGACAAACUGAACGAGGAAAAAAUGGCCAAGGCUCAGGAGGUGAAGGACCAGGCCGUAUCAGUGUUGACUCAGGCUAUUGAGGACGAGAAGAAGGAACAGUGGAGAGUAGAGGGAAGAUCAAUGCUCUUCGACGCUAAGAGGAACAAUGUGGCCAUGCUGCUGGAGACCAACUACAGAGAGAGGCUACACAUGGUGAACACUGAGGUGAAGAGGCGCUUGGACUACCAGAUCGCCCUGCAGAACCUCCACCGCCGGAUGGAGCAGGAGCACUUGGUCAGCUGGGUGGAGAAGAGUGUCGUCAGCAGCAUCACUCCUCAGCAGGAGAAAGAGAGCAUCGCCAAGUGCAUCACAGACCUGAAGGUCCUGGCGAAGGCCAGCCAGGCUCAAGCUAGAGCCUAAACUGUCGAGUCUUCAGAGAAGACUUCUCUAACCCCCAACUCAUUGUCCCAAGACGAGACAUUCACUUUUUCUUUACAGAAUAAACAAUUUCCUCUUUAAAGAUGGUCUCUGUCAAUAUUAUGGGUGUGUACAGUAUUUACACGUCGGAUGGUAAAAUAAAUGGUUCUCUUAUUCAUCUUAAA
Molecule: messenger RNA, 1056 nt
Organism: Morone saxatilis (striped sea-bass)
Lineage: Eukaryota; Metazoa; Chordata; Actinopteri; Moronidae
Gene: atp5pb
Product: ATP synthase peripheral stalk-membrane subunit b
Exons: 7
Coding region: 116-874 (252 amino acids)
Biological process (GO): proton motive force-driven ATP synthesis
Molecular function (GO): proton transmembrane transporter activity
Source: RefSeq, a predicted model, not a curated record